This is a messenger RNA of Arvicanthis niloticus (Nile rat), 4116 nucleotides long. The record is from RefSeq and is a predicted model, not a curated record. Lineage: Eukaryota; Metazoa; Chordata; Mammalia; Rodentia; Muridae.
GGAAGGAGACGCCAUUAGAGGGAGGAGAGGUAGCUCUCCCCUAGCCUCGGGUCCCUGACGUGGUGGCCGGGGCCCUUCAUUCUGGGACUUUCUCGCAGGCCUCGCCCGCGGGAGGACGCGGCGGGGAACCGGGCUCGGCGCGGGGCGUGAGAGAGCCGGGCCCGGGAGGAGCGGGCGCCGCGGCGGCGGUGGUGCGGGGCUCGGCGCGGCGCUGGGCUCGGGCGGCGGGGCAGCGGCGGGAUGGCUGCGGCCGGCGGCGGGGCGGCGGCGGCGGCAGGCCGAGCCUACUCCUUCAAGGUGGUGCUGCUCGGGGAAGGCUGCGUGGGGAAGACGUCGCUGGUGCUGCGCUACUGCGAGAACAAGUUCAACGACAAGCACAUCACCACCCUGCAGGCAUCUUUUUUAACAAAGAAGUUAAAUAUUGGUGGGAAAAGAGUAAACCUUGCCAUAUGGGAUACAGCAGGUCAAGAGAGAUUCCAUGCAUUGGGUCCAAUUUACUACCGAGACUCGAACGGGGCUAUUUUAGUUUAUGAUGUAACAGAUGAAGAUUCUUUUCAGAAGGUAAAAAACUGGGUCAAAGAAUUACGGAAAAUGUUGGGAAACGAAAUCUGUUUGUGUAUAGUUGGUAAUAAAAUAGAUUUGGAAAAGGAGAGACAUGUCUCCAUUCAAGAAGCAGAAUCGUACGCAGAGUCUGUGGGAGCAAAGCAUUAUCAUACUUCCGCCAAACAGAACAAGGGCAUUGAGGAGCUCUUCCUCGACCUCUGUAAAAGAAUGAUAGAAACAGCCCAGGUGGAUGAGAGGGCAAAAGGCAAUGGCUCGAGUCAGGCCGGGGCUGCCAGGCGCGGCGUGCAGAUCAUCGAUGACGAACCUCAAGCUCAGAGCGGCAGCGGAGGGUGCUGUUCUUCCGGAUAACUGCUCACGCCUGUGAAACUCAAAACAAAACAGAACUGUGGAUCAUUGCCCUCAACAUGAAGACUGCCAUAUUCCAAGUCACAUCAUUUUACCAAUGGAGUUAUAGAAUUAACAGUAUUUUCAAUUACGUUUAUAACACUGCAGAGACCUUAAGUGCUAAACUUAGUGGAGUUUGUGACCAGAGAAUUGGCAUUUUCUACAAAUGUUAACAAAGCAAUUACCAAUGGCCUUUUUACAUAUUUUUUUCUUUAAUGAGGAAUAAUAUGCAUGUAGAAAAGACCUACUUAAAGGCUUCAUUUAUAUUCUUUUAAAUCAGAUCUUUAUUUAAUAACUUAUAUAUGAUGUUGGAAUGGUAUACAUUUUUGCAGUCCUUUGUAUUUUGUGGUAGUUUGAAUUGAAUCACUUCUAAACAGCAUACUGUUUUUGUUUUUGUUCUUUGAUUAGCAGAUACGUGAAGUUCUAUUUUUGCAGGGUUUGCACAGGCCCCUAACUGUCUACUACUUUGAUAUAAUCUUUAAACAUCCUAUAUGCUGAGCUGGUAAAAUACAUUGUAAAUUACAUAUUAAAUAUUUUAUCUGCUUUUACAAGCGCAAGGUGCAAAAAUAUAUACAAUUGUCUUAUUGAUGACUGUAAGGUGAAUUAACCGUUGGUGAUAAACACCUAAGCUUUUGACUCUGUUAUAACGCUCAUCGCGCCUCACUUGUCUUCACGUGAACACACGUGCUUAAAUGUACACAUACUUUACCUGACUUACUGCUGUUGUCACUUUCCCCUUUUUCUCUGUUUCAUUUUCUUUUCUUUCUUUCUUUCUCUUUGCCUCUGUAUGUCCCAGUGAUCCAAAAGCAGCAUUUGCCUUUUUAUUAUUAUUAAACAAGACUCCUUCUGCCAAUGUUGUUUUAGAAUGGUUACCUUAGAAGAAUUUGAGUGAUGCUUGCCAAGUUUCAUUUCUGCAUCAACUCAAGUCUUCUGUAGGACUUUCAAGGAGAUGGGCUCCCUGGCCUGAGAAGAGAGCUCCUGUAGUAGCCUCUGACCAAGGCUUAUUCAUGCAGAACAUGAGUGGUACUUUAUGCUCCCGAGGUGGCAUUCCUGGGUCCCUUGUGAGGACAUUUUUUUGGUUAUUGCUUGUCAGAAAUGAAUAUAGAAAGCUCUAUUUCAUUUUGUAAGAGUUUUCCUGAGUCUCUAUGGGAAGAAGCAUUUUGUAACGCAGUUACAGCAAACACUGGAAAGAUUUUAUUAUAAAAUCAUAAUCUUGUUUGUUUUGCAAUUAGUCCCACAUUAGAUUUUUUUUCUUUAGCAUUGGACUGAAAUGUGUUCAUUUAGAAAAGAAUCAGGCACUGCUCACAGAAAAAAAAACAGAUUGUGGAAACUAACAUAAAUUGUUCUUGUUAAAACAUAUAUAUAUAUAUUCCCAUUUCUGUCAUGCUUGGAAAAUUAGUAAAUGUGUGUAAGAUGAGAUGGAAUGGUUCCUGGAUUCCCUUCUUGUAGGAAGUAGAAUACAGUAAUGCAGUUAGUAAGCAUCUCUGAAGAUACGAGGAGGUGAUGGUCACUGAGCGAAUGCUACCAGAGUCUUAGGAGUAGCUUACACCUUCUCAAAUAUGCUGAAAGGUGAACGGCUCCCAGUUUAACUAUGUAUAGGAACUGAACUUAGCUUUGUGUUCUUUGAGCCCUCCUUUUAGUUUUACUUACUUACUUACUGACCUUGCCAAAUUAAAAAUGCGGACCUCUUUGCUGUGUGCCUAAUGACAGAGUGGAAGGAGUCAGGAGAAUGAGCUACAGCUGUGGUCCAUUACGAGCUGACUGCACUGUGCCAGCCUUGGUUUCUUGUGAAGUUGGUGUCUGUGCAGGGGCUUAAGGGGCAGCAGGAAGCAUGGGUCACUGGAACAUUUGUUCCUACCCUCCAGCCUUUUCAGGAGUAAGGACUGCUGCCAAUAGUACUGUUGGAGAUAGGAAAUAUAGUCUCCACAUUGGAAUAGAAUACUGUUUCUAGAGUAGAGAUGAAGUUAAAAUAAGUUAAACUUGACCAUCAGAAGGCUGGACUGGAGUUUUUGACGUGCAGUUGUGUCAGUUUCACAUAGGAGCCUCUGCUGUGAGGUCGCAGGUAAUCGUUGCUGGGGUAGAAACCUCCUCCAUGUUGUGCUUUACCCCCUCACCUCUCUCGCCUCUCUCUCUCUCUCUCUCUCUCUCUCUCUCUCACACACACACAAAGAUAAGCGACACGGGGUACCUGCUGUGCUAUGAAGCAUGGAAGAUUUUAAGUUAAAUGAGGCAAAAGGAAACUGGCCAGAACCGUCUGCCGAGGGCAUGUAUAAGGGAAGACAAGGCGAUGGUAGACUAAGAUAGGGUUUGCCUGGUACUGUCUUCCUUCUGUUACAUCUCUGCAUUCCUAACAGCUGUGCUCCCAGGAAAAGGCACAAAACAUGUUGGGGUUGUGGGGAGGGGGAAACCUCUCCACAAGUGUGUGUGUAUAUAUAUAUCUCUCUGUCCCAUCUCUGAAAGCCAGUCUGAGACACUCAUUGCUAUCAUUGUUAAAGUAUGCAGUCACUGUUUCUGUAAUUGGUAUCCUGCUGCUUGGUUUGCUCUAUGAUUGUGGAAGAAGAAGAAUGCUUUUUAAACUGUAUUUAGCAACAGUUUGGGGGGGGGUAAACUAAUCUGAAAAAAAAAAAAAAAAAAGAGUACCAUGUUCUAUGAAAUACAUGCCUGUUGUGUUUGUAGUGUCUCCUAAGAAUAACCUAAAAUCAUGAUUGUUACUGUAUCGUUAUCCUUUUUUUUUUUACAUAUUAGCUCUAAAUUAUUGCUUUUCUUUUUUUAGUUUAAUUUUCCUUUUUUGGUGUUAAAGAACAAUGGUGUUUCUUCCCCUCCCUCCCUCCACCCCUGCCCCUCCUCCCUUCCUUCCUUCUCUCUCUAGUUUCCAGUAAUAAAAGAUAAAGUUGAGGAAAUAGAACUCUAUACCCCAAUAAUGUUUAUAAUCACGUUGACAAAUACAUGGCAAUUCUUGAAGUUUCUAGAUAAGGCAAGAUACACAUUAUGUGUCAAAUAAUUAGAGCAUUUUACAAAGUAGAUUAUGAUACUAUUUCUUUUAGUAUAUAGUUUAUCAUUUUCUGUUUUAUAAAUGCUGUCAGGCUUCUAUACCAUGAGUCUUCAAUAUUUAUUUGUAGAUGAUGUGGGUGCCAUUUGCAAAGGUAAAUUAUAUUAUCACUUGACACA